UUGGGAAGCGGAGGAGACAAAAGAAGUUAAAGAGCUGCUUAAUCGCUCCAUGUUUGGCAAGGCGGCGGCGCUGGUGACGGUGGCGGCGGCGGCGGGCAGGGGGAGGAAGGCUUCAGCCCCCGCCGGGCUGGCCCAGGCCCGGGCUACCCCCGUGCGGCUCCAUGGGCCAUUGGGCGGCGGUGGCGGCAUGGAGCCCGCGCUGAGUUGCAAGAGGAGCCCCAGCCUGCGCUUGGCCGACUCCCUCAGCAGCGGCAGCGGCGGCGGCGGCGGCGGCAGCAGCAGUAGCAGCAGCGCCACCGGCGGCGGCGGCGGCGGCUUCCAUCCCCUGCACCCGGGGGACUUGGGCUCUUCGGACCCGGUUGCUACUGCCCCCUUCGGGCCUGAGCACGUGGCGGCGGCGGCGGCGGCGGCUAUCAAGCUCAGCCCGGCUAGCCCCGAAGCGACUUUUGCCGCGGCCGCCUCUUUGCAAUCCACCGGGAGCGGACGUGGCGCCAACAGCGCGGCUCCCGCCUCGGCUAGUCAGCCUUACGCGGCGGCGGGCAGGGAGCUGGCCCUGCGGCGGGAGGCGGGCGUGCGGGGGGAUCCGCCGCAGCUCCACCAGCCCCCGGCGGCCGCCAGCUCGCCCAUGUUCAUCUCCUCGGCCGGCACCUACGGCGCUGGGGGGGACCUUCAUGCCGCCGUCUUCCCGGGCCUGCACGAGCACCCCGCCGGGACCUCCGGUGGGCACCACUCGCUCAACGGCCAGAUGCGCUUGGGGCUGGCUGUGGCUGCCGCCGCCGCCGCGGCGGAGUUUUACGGGCGCAUCGAGCCCUUCCGCCCUUCGCCCGCCGUCGCCGCUGGCUCCGAAGCGUCCUACGGCCCUGCGCCGCACGGCUAUCCGGUUAACUGGGCGGCGGCUGCCGCGGCUGCCGCCGCUUUACAGCAGCAACAGCAACACCACCGCUCUCACUCGCCUGCACAUGCGCAUCACGGGCCGCCGCCGCAGUCGCACCACGCGGGCGCCGCCGCCGCCUUCCUGCGCUACAUGCGGCAGCCCAUUAAGCAAGAACUGAUCUGCAAGUGGCUGGAGGCCGAGGCGGGCGGCGGCGGCGCGCCCCCCUGCUCCAAGACCUACAGCACCAUGCACGAGCUGGUCAACCACGUCACGAUGGAGCACGUCGGGGGGCCUGAGCAGAGCAGCCACGUGUGUUUCUGGGAGGAGUGUCCCCGCCAAGGGAAGCCCUUCAAGGCCAAGUACAAGCUGAUCAACCACAUCCGCGUGCACACGGGCGAGAAGCCUUUCCCCUGCCCCUUCCCGGGAUGCGGCAAGGUCUUCGCCCGCUCCGAGAACCUCAAGAUCCACAAACGGACUCAUACAGGGGAGAAGCCUUUUAAAUGCGAGUUUGAUGGCUGCGACAGGAAGUUUGCCAAUAGCAGUGACAGAAAGAAACACUCCCAUGUCCACACCAGUGACAAGCCAUACUUCUGCAAAGUCAGAGGCUGUGAUAAGUCCUACACACACCCGAGCUCUUUGCGAAAACACAUGAAGAUCCACUGCAAAUCCCCACCACCUUCUCCUACCCCAGGAUCUCAUGGGUACCAGCCUGUGGGGACAACCCUGGGUGCCCCCCUUUCCCCACUUCAGGACUCAGGAAGGGGUCAGCCAACCAGCCUUUCUCCUCAGGUCACCAAUCUCAAUGAAUGGUACGUUUGCCAGGCCAGUGGGGUGGCCAACCACCUCCAUACCCCAUCCAGUAAUGACACCUCUUCUGAGGAGGAAGAUGAGGAGGAAGAGACUUACGGGAACUCUGAGUCAAGAACUAUUCAUUAGAAGUCUAGAAUGGCAUAGACACGUGCCAUUUUUGUUAACUUGGUCUAUUUAUUAACUAAAUGAAACCCUAUGGUGUUUGUAUAUGUAAUUAAUUUAAGUCAUUGGACUUAUCUCUUUUUUAUUUUAUUAAAAAAACUUUUUUUAACCAAUCUGGAUUUCAAGAAUGACCCAACACCACAUUACUUUUCUGCCCCCACUCCUACCAGUCUAAGGAUAAUAGGAGAGGUUCAAUGCAUAGCUUGAUUUGCAAUUUAUGCACAGCCAGUUUGACAGUCCCAUGAAAAUGUUUUCUAAAAUAAAACCAGAAAUGUGGCUUAUGAAUGCAGUAUAAGUUAAUGGAUGCUCUUGAUGCCAGGAAUCAACUUUAUAAGCUUGCUCACCAAGCUUUGGAAGAGUUAUUUGUCAUUUGUAAAACUGCCAUUUAUUUUUUAUUUUUUAUUUUUUUUUACAUUCAUACAAUAGUAAUCUCUUUAUUUAGUUCACUGCCUUUGGUGUGUUUUUUUUUAAUUUCCUCAAGAUCUCAAAAUGGAGCACAUGAAUAUAAUCCUUGAACUGAUGUUUGCAUCAGACUAACACUAAUGUUGAAACUCUCACCAUUCCUAGUUAUAAUUGCUCCUUGAAGGUUAAUGCUAAGGGUGCUUAAAUAGAAGAUUGGGCCAUUGCUUUAAAUGCUGCUCCCUUCCAGGUAAAGAUUGUUGAGGGAAGGAGUGAGUGUUAUAAUCCCAAUUAAAAAAGAUUUCACAAAAAGCUGGAUUUUCUAGAUUGGGUCCCUUAUGCUAAAUAUUUAUAUUCAGAAUAUACAGUAAUUUGCAUUGAUCGAUUGGCUGGCCUCAGGACCUCAGUAUGUUUUUUCAUAUCUUUAGGUCCUUAGUUUUACAUGUGUCAUUUUUUAAAAUAAUUCUAAUUUUUAAAACUUUCCUGAACUCUAAUUUUGGGACUAGGGGAAAAAUAAACUACUGCUAGUGUUGGUGUAAAUGCUGCAAUUAUUUAUUAUUAUUUUAGGCAUUCAAGGUACGUGAAAGCAAUUUUCUCACUGCUUUCGGUGGUAUUUAUAGGCAACUAUUUUAGCAGGACUCAUAAGUUCUCCUUUUUUAAAAUAUUCCACCCCUGCCUAUUUCUUAGUUGAGACCAGGAAUCUAAAUAUACUAGCCACGCUGACUCAAAGUAUAAUAGAUUUAUGAGAGAGCAAUGUUUGGGAAUGGAACCCAAAGUAAAAGGUUGGAUCAAACCUCUCCCUCUUGCCAACAUCUUUCUUUUGAAAGAGUUGUGAUGCUGGAGAAACACAUUCUUUCUGAAAGAAUAUUUUUUACAUGAGCCAGCUUUUCAUCCUUGUUUAUACAAAGGUUUUAUAAGGGAUUUCAUAUUUCAUACCUGUAAUUAUAUGCAAUGAUUCAGUGACCAAAGUAAAUUGUCAUAAAUGGAUAAAUGGAAUGGGGUGGGAGUAAAGUAAAUUACCUUUGGCCUCGCUGCCAAGCCAUUCAAGGAAAAGGUCAUGGAACACUGACAGAUUCUGAUGUGGUUGGUAAAACAGCUCACAUGCAAAAUGAUGGUUCAUCAUAAACACCCUACAGAUUUUCUAAAGAGCACUAAUUUAUCCUCAGAGAUCACUGAAUAAGGAAUUGGUUGCCUACCUACGAUUCCCAGGGCUUGUAGAAAUGAGUGGGAGAUUUUGUUUUUUUUUAUGUGCCCAGAUUGUAAUAUGUAGUCUUGUCAUUGUUAUAAAUUGUUAUGUGGAAGUGAUUUAUUUUGUACAGCUAAAUUAAUUUAUUUUUUUUAUUUUUAGAUAUCAUUCCAUUCCCCCAUCCCCUUUUUCCUUUUUAAAGCAUACAGAAUACACCAAAGAAGAAUAUUAUACUUUUGGUGAAAACUGUCUAUUAUUCUGUGGUUUGUUUUGGAGAAAAUCUCACCCUAUUUUUCAAGUUACUUGAAUGAAUAAUGUAAUGUGAAAACAUAUCCUUUCUGCAUGUCUGCUGUGCAGUGUGUUGAUGUUUAGUAGUUUAUAGAUAUACUUGUUUUUAGUCCAGUGCAUUGUGCUGUCCAUCUGAAAGCUUUUAAAUGCCCUCAUCAUGUUGUUAUACAAAGAAAAGAAAGGACAGUUUAAUAUCUAUACCUAUAAGUAUAUAAAGGGAACUUGAAUACAAACCACUUUUAAACUUAUGUUUCCUUGUUUUCCAUUUCUUUAUUCGGAACCCAUUCAGAUACUAAGAAAAAUAAAAUGAAAUAAGGCACAGAGUUUCACAAGGUAAUUUAAGUAUGGACAUGCUUUAUUUUGGGAAAAAUGUCUUGCUGAUUUUAAAUGCAUUAUUUUUAAUUUAUACAUUUUAUUUUCUUGUCCUUCUCUUGGAAAGAAAAAUUGCACUAUUACAAGCCCUCGUGUUUUGCUUAAUGUGAAACUUAACAUCUUUAAAGGUACAGAAUUACUAGGCAAAAGAUACUUUGUUCCAAUGGACUUACUUCCAAAUAAUUGAGGUUAACAUUGGGGCUGUAGUAUUCUUUAUCUAUUGUGCCAUGGCUUUCUCAGCAUUUUUUUUAAUCAGGUAAAGUACCUCCUUCAUAUCUGUUAAUCUGGUCAUACAUAAGUAA
Molecule: messenger RNA, 4393 nt
Organism: Crotalus tigris (Tiger rattlesnake)
Lineage: Eukaryota; Metazoa; Chordata; Lepidosauria; Squamata; Viperidae
Gene: ZIC5
Product: Zic family member 5
Exons: 2
Coding region: 50-1810 (586 amino acids)
Biological process (GO): regulation of transcription by RNA polymerase II; central nervous system development
Cellular component (GO): nucleus
Molecular function (GO): RNA polymerase II cis-regulatory region sequence-specific DNA binding; DNA-binding transcription factor activity, RNA polymerase II-specific
Source: RefSeq, a predicted model, not a curated record